This is a messenger RNA of Etheostoma cragini (Arkansas darter), 606 nucleotides long. RefSeq names its product chitinase-like protein 4. Gene Ontology annotation, cellular component: extracellular region. The record is from RefSeq and is a predicted model, not a curated record. Bases 292 to 606 code for a protein of 104 amino acids. Gene Ontology annotation, biological process: chitin catabolic process; carbohydrate metabolic process. The transcript is spliced from 5 exons. NCBI's taxonomy places the organism in Eukaryota, Metazoa, Chordata, Actinopteri, Perciformes, Percidae. Gene Ontology annotation, molecular function: chitinase activity; chitin binding.
UGUGGUCCCAAUUAGGUAAAUGUGAUAAUUUUCAUUCAUAAAGAAGUUUUUCUACAAGAAACAGACAAUUAUUUAAUCAAACUUGAUUGAUGAUAAUCACACAGUAACCAACCAGUCAAAUGACUCCUGAUCUGAGCGCCAUGUCCUUUCCACUAUCUAAAGUCUGAUCACUUAUUUCUUUCCGUUUAAUUCCAUUAAUGUAUUUAAAGUUUUGAUUGUGUUCUUUAAUUAUUACAGGUGCUGUCUUUUCACUGAUUGAAUCUUUAAUCACCUUCCUGAUAAAGUGGCAACAUGUGCAAACUCACUCUAACUGCAGGUCUCUGUCUGAUCAUCGCCAGCUUGGCCUCAUCCUCCAGGCUGGUGUGUUACUACAACAGCUUGGCUGAAGACAGAGCAGCAUACGGGAAGGUCACAGUUUCAGAUAUCGAUCCAAACCAGUGCACCCAUCUGAUCUACGCCUUUUCUGACAUCAACAACAAUGAGCUGGUCACUGCGAGCACUACAAGUAGCAUGGACUAUCAGGCCUUCAAUGGACUCAAAACCAGAAAUCCACAACUCAAAACCUUGUUGGCAGUGGGUGGCUUGACCUUCAACAUACAAAAGUAA